AACAUCUGCAAUGGCAAACAGAAGAAAGUCUACAAGGGCUCCCAGGGGGAGGACGGGACCGUUAUCAAGGUUCAGACGGAUCCCUCUGGUCUCUAUGUGGCCACAAGCUGCUCAGACAAAAACAUCAGCAUCUUUGAUUUCUACACUGGAGAAUGUGUGGCCACCAUGUUUGGCCAUUCUGAGAUUGUAACCGGAAUGAAGUUUACGAAUGACUGUAAAAAUCUUAUAUCUGUGUCGGGAGACAGCUGUAUCUUUGUGUGGCGACUCUGUCCUGAGUUGACAAUCAAUAUGAGACAACGGCUCUCAGACCUGAAACAGAACAGCAAAUCUGUUCAGAAAACCCCUCCAAAUAAACAACACACACUUAGCACAAGGAAAGAAAUCCACAGUGCCCCGGUCAUUGGCACCAUGUCGUCAGACAGUGACAAAGACGUGGAGGAAGAGGAGGGCAUUGAGGAGGAAGAUGAGAUGUUCCCUCACAUGUCAUCGAGCAGCAGUGGUGGCGAGGAGACAGGAUCAUCUGAAGAAAAGCGCAAUACUCUCAAUUCACACAUGAAGAAGCAAUCGAAGAGUUGUGAACAUGAAGGUUCAGGUCCACGGCCAAGACGGCGCUGGUCCAUGCGACUGGGUAGUAUGGAUCUGAAGGUGAAGUCCAUGCUGGACCUGAGGCAGCUGGAGUCUUUCGCCAAGCCUUUCUUCCCCAGCAAAACCCAAGAUGUUCAUAAAGACCUUCCACCGCAUAGGAACCAAGAACUAGGCAGCACCAUCAGUCUGCAGACUAUUGCUGCAUGGGUACCUGAAGAGAAUGAACCAGGAGGACAAACACGUCCUCUUUACAUCAGGCUGCCCCCUCAAACCCCAGAGACGGAGGUGCUGUAUCCUGAGGGAUGUGAAGAAGACCAAAUCAGUCUUGCUGGCAGUGAGUAUCAAGUGAAAAAGUUGCCCCAUGGAGUGAGAUCUGCUAAAGUGAACUCUUGUCCUGAGAAGCAGAGUCCAGACAGCGCCUGCUCAAUGGAGUAUUCCAGCAGUCAUCUCUCCAGCCCCGAACACCCUGGAGAAGACUCUGAGCCAACCGAGCCACUGAGUGUUGAUGGAAACUCAUCAGAACUGGAUAUGGAAGAUCUUGAUGAGGAAGAGGAAGACAGCCUGAGGAAGAAUGAGGUUCAGACUCCUGUACCUCAGACCCCAGACCAGGAGGCCUUUCUCAAAAGGCACUUUGCAAACCUGUCAGACCUCAACAACACUGCAAGUCCACCCAGAGUAACUCCAAAUAUCUCUGACAGCAUGUCAUCGAAGUUCCUCUCUCAGAACUCCCCAAGCAGAACUGCAUUCCCAUUCCCCUCAAACAAAAGCAGUGAUAUUAAAACCACCAGUGGAGCUGUACAGCCACUUAUCUCAGAGGUGCGGCCCCUCAUGGAGAAUAAGAGUCCAGGCAAACAGCAGGAAUCCCACGGCACUGAGAGGACAACAGGUCAGCGUUUAAUCCAGAAGAAACGCACACCCGUCAUGGAUUCCCGCAGACUGAUCAGCCCUGUCGCUAAAGCUGCCGCAAGUCACAACAGUUCUGCAGGCAUGAGGAAAGCUCAGUCUAUCCACAACAUCUCCUCAGAGGCGGACAUGGUCCAGACAUCCAGUCGUCCUUCUAAAGAAGUCCACCCACAGCCCCAGACCCCAGACCGCCCACAGAUGCAAAGACCACGGCGUUCCCUUCCCACCGUCCCACUCACCAGCCCUACAACUACCCUGCCAAGGGACAUCACCACACCUACCAAGUCCAGAUCCCGUUCCUAUAUGAGUCCUACCACUAGCUCCAUGGCCAAGAUGACUCGCUCUGUUUCCAUGGGUGACAACUUGAAUGUGGUAGAACUAGAAGACACAGGAUCUUCAGACCUUCACUGGGGCUCAAGUUCUAACUCUUCCAACCCUCAGAGCGCCUCCCAAAGCAAGCCCACCACUCCUGUUGCCCAGGUCUCAUCCCUUAAUACUUCGGCAUCCCCAUUUCCAGGCCCCUAUGCAGCAGUCAUACCCACGCUGAGUGCUGGCUCAACUGGAAACUCUUCCUCUAGAGGUCUCCAGGUCAGACUGACUGGCAGUGCUCGACCACUGCUCCAUAUAGAUAUUCCCAAUCCUCUUCCAGAUAAACCUUUGUUAUCUUCCCUCUCACCAUGCAGCAAGACCCCCAAACUUGCACAAAAGGAAAAGGAGCCCUCAAGUAGAACU
Messenger RNA from Sinocyclocheilus grahami, 2220 nucleotides. RefSeq names its product mitogen-activated protein kinase-binding protein 1-like. The transcript has 13 exons. Gene Ontology annotation, cellular component: cytoplasm. The annotation marks the transcript as partial. Gene Ontology annotation, molecular function: protein binding. Lineage: Eukaryota; Metazoa; Chordata; Actinopteri; Cypriniformes; Cyprinidae. Gene Ontology annotation, biological process: negative regulation of canonical NF-kappaB signal transduction; positive regulation of JNK cascade. The record is from RefSeq and is a predicted model, not a curated record.